Messenger RNA from Thalassophryne amazonica, 2087 nucleotides. RefSeq names its product prenylcysteine oxidase 1 (gene pcyox1). Gene Ontology annotation, biological process: prenylcysteine catabolic process; prenylated protein catabolic process. Bases 95 to 1633 code for a protein of 512 amino acids. Gene Ontology annotation, molecular function: prenylcysteine oxidase activity. Lineage: Eukaryota; Metazoa; Chordata; Actinopteri; Batrachoidiformes; Batrachoididae. The transcript is spliced from 7 exons. The record is from RefSeq and is a predicted model, not a curated record.
CGCUAUUAACAGAAGACGAAGAAGAACCGGUUCAACAGCGCUUUCUGUGACGUUCGUGUUGUUUAAAGUUUCAGAUAAUGCACUAUAAUAGUUGAUGUCAACCAUGAUUCUGAGAGUUUUGUCUCUGAGAACCCUGCUUUUUCUGGGGUUGUGGCACACUGGAAAGAGAAGUCUAGCCUCUGCUCCAGAGAUCCAAGACCAGCCCAGGAAGAUAGCUGUGAUUGGAGCAGGCAUUGGUGGCACAGCAGCAGCAUAUUAUCUCAGGCAGGAGUUUGGAAUCGGGGUGAAGAUCGAUGUUUUUGAAUCUGGCACUAUCGGUGGGCGACUUGCAACAGUGAAGUUUGGAGAUGAUGAGUAUGAGACGGGAGGCUCUAUAAUCCAUCCUUUGAACCUACAUAUGAAGCACUUUAUCGAUACACUAGGUAUUCCCCAAAGGAAAGACGUUCCUUCUAAGAUAGCAAUCUUCGAUGGGAAGGAGCUGACUUUUGAAGAGAGCGACUGGUUUAUUGUGAAUUUCCUGCGCAUGCUCUGGAGAUACGGGUUCAACUUUCUUCGGAUGUACAUGUGGGUGGAGAGCAUUUUGGACAAGUUCAUGAGGAUCUACCAGUAUCAGCAGUACGGUUACUCCUUCUCCAGUGUGGAGAGCCUCUUACAUGCCAUGGGCGGCAAGACUUUCCUAACCUUGAUGAAUCAGACCCUGGAGGAAGCCAUGAUGAAAGAAGGAUUUUCACAGAUCUUCAUCAAUGACAUUGUUGCACCCAUCACUCGUGUCAAUUACGGCCAAAGUGUCCGCAUCAAUGGCUUUGUGGGUGCGGUGUCAUUGGCAGGGGCAGAUUCAGGCUUGUGGGCAGUGGACGGGGGCAAUAAGAGAAUGUGCUCAGGACUGCUAUACCACAGCAAGAGCGAACUCAUCCCAGCCAGAGUGACGUCCAUUUCAGUCAAGGUUCGACCAUCCAAGACAGGCAGCGCGGCCACUUUCUACGAGGUCAAUUAUGAUGGAGAAUUCGGCUCUGCACACGCUCUGUAUGACAUCGUGGUGGUAGCAACACCACUUCAUCAGGGAAUGUCUGACAUCAGCUUCCCAGGCUUUUAUCCACCAAUCCCUUCUCACUACCCUGGACGCUACCACCAGACAGUCUCUACUCUGGUCUACGGCCUGCUUAACAUGUCCUACCUCGGGACUACACAGCCGGCCUCAGAGUUCACCGUAUCCGACAUCCUCACCACAGACUUAAAGGGUUCCAUCAUCAACAGUCUGAUCUCUCUUGAUCCUGUUCACAUCCCUUCAGGUUACAAGCACCUCCCAGCGAGUCAGACCAAAAUCUGGAAGGUGUUCUCCCCAAAAACGCUCUCUCAGGAACAGCUGCGCCGCAUGUUUUUGUCCUCACAUUUGGUAUCAGAGACUCCUUGGCUAGCUUACCCUGCUUACCUGUCACCACACAGGAAGACUCCGCCCUUUAUCCUGCACAACCGGCUCUACUAUGUCAAUGCCGUGGAGUGGGCGGCUAGCGCCAUGGAGAUGAGCGCCAUCUCUGCCAGGAACGUGGCCCUGCUGGCGCACCACCGCUGGCACAACCAAGUGGACAAGAUUGACCAGGAAGACCUGCACAUGCGUUUACGAGGGGAACUCUGACGAGAACAAACGAAGUGACAGGAGAUCCAAAAAACAAAAAGACUACGCGGCCGCACCGUAAUAACCCCGCUGUUGGUGCAACACCCAAUCAGGUUUAAUCACCAUUAAACAGCCACAGUUCUUUGUUCUCAAACAGCGACACAAACCGCAGUAAAAAUUGGGCAACAGGUUUCACUGUGAGGUUCACUCAGAGAACCAAGAUCAGGAUCGACAUCUACAGGUUACUGUCUGUCCAUGAGUGAACAUAUUUUAGAUGUUUUUUUUAUGUAUGUUGCUGCUGAUAUGAAUACGGUACAGAUAAUGUCUAAGAACUCACUUUGUGCCAAAUGGAGUAAAUGAUUUUUUUUUUUUUUUUGGACAUGAUGUGCACUGAUUGACUCUCAUAAAUUUUCUCCUUCUCUACCUGUGUAGCACUUCUACUGUUUCCUUAUUGGUUCCAACAAAAGAGUUUGUU